AUGGAUGCAGAAGAUGACAGGGAGGUCAAACUCCAGCGUGCUUCUGGGGACCUUAUGAAGGAGUUCUCAGAUAAAUUGCCGUCUCUGCUUUGGAAAACUCGAACCGAGCAGGGUGGUGAUACCCGUGUUCCACGAAGAUGGGCGCACGCGGCAAAGACAGAGAAACUCGUAAGCCUUCUAGAACCUUUUCAAGAAUGGCCUCAGUUAUUGGAUCCAUACCUGCAAACGCUUUUGCCAUACCUGGUUGAUGCUUUCUUAGCGUACCUGAUCAAGCAUCGUGAUCAAUAUGCUCUUCAGCCAUCCAGCUCCCAGCAAACUCAGGAACUUUAUCCCUUGCCGAGGGCGGCCUGUAGGCUCCUUUACACGUUCUGUAAGGUUCGUGGGGUGAAAGUUAUUAGCAGGUUUUUGAACAAUGAGCCGAAAUAUCUUGAUCCGUUACUGCGGGCAUUUAUUGAAUGGGAUUCAGUUAGUCAAGAAGAUACUGAGAGUUCACUUGGAAGGUAUUCACAACGGCUUUUGUGGGAAGAGCGCUAUAUAAUGCUCACCUGGCUCUCGCAUCUGCUGCUUGCCCCUUUUGAUCUGACGUCUAUGUCAUCAGAUGAUAUUCCAGUCCCGUACGACAAUCUAAACCGGCUUGGUUCAUUGCCAAGCGGGACAUCAACAUUUGCCAAAUCUCUCCUGUCAGUGUCACUGAACUAUGUCAAUGUCCCUGGAAAAGAGCGUGAGGCUGCUUCUGCACUUCUCGCGCGGCUUGUGCUGCGUCGAGAUAUGCAGACCAUAGGACUUUUGACUACUCUUACUGAGUGGGCGUUCUCUAUCGUUCAACCCACAGACAGGUCAGAGCCUCCUUCCCUCUACACUUGUAUUGGUGUACUGUCUUUUCUAGCCCGCUUGGGGACAUCUGGCCAGGUCGAGGAAUUUGCCCCUUUGAUCGUGCCAGUCUUUGACCAGACUUUACGCGUUGCACAGGGGACGUCAGAGGUGUCUGAAGUAAUAAAGUCUUCUGCGCUGGCAAGGAAAAUUAUCAUUAAAAUCAUCCGCACAGUGACAGUAAUGGCCUUGUCACUCAGCGAAAGGCCAGGUAACCCGCUCUCAGAUGACAUAUAUUCUUCAAUACUGGAAGAGGCAAUCGAUCACUUCCUAGUGGCACUCGCUGAUAAGGAUACACCUGUGCGAUUCGCUGCUAGCAAAGCUCUGAGUGUAAUCACGUUGAAGCUUGACCUGGACAUGGCUAGGGAGGUCAUUGAAGCCGUCACUGGUUCACUGGAGGAGAAUAUUUUAUAUGAAAAGAGUGAUGGUACCAUUGUGACCCCAUUAGAUGCGCGGGUACUCGGGGUGCAUAAAUUGAAACGAAACCUGAGCGCAGUUGACCCUCAGCGAUGGCAGGGCCUGAUAUUAACACUGGGUCAUCUCUUAUUUCGUCGUGCUCCGCCAACAAGGCAACUUCUUGAAGUAAUUCAACCUCUUGUUUCUGGGCUUGAUUUCGAACAAAGGUCAUCAACUGGAAAUUCCGUCGGUACUGGAGUGCGAGAUGCCUCAUGUUUCGGUAUAUGGGCUAUAUCCCGCAAGUAUACAACCCAGGAGCUGUUGGAGUUGAAACCGCAGGCAAUAAAUACCCCUACAAAUCAAAAUGAAACAAGCGUCUUGCAGAUAUUGGCUAUAGAACUGGUGUGUGCUGCCUGCGUGGAUCCAUCGGGGAAUAUCCGGAGAGGCGCUUCUGCUGCCUUACAGGAAUUGGUUGGGCGUCAUCCGAAUACUGUUGCUGAGGGGAUAUCACUUGUGCAAGUUGUGGACUACCACGCUGUGUCUCGACGUUCAAGGGCAAUAAACGAAGUUGCAAAGGCGACUGUCGACCUAAGCCCUCAUUACUGGAGUCCCCUUGUUGAAUCGUUAAUGCACUGGAGAGGAAUUGGGUCACCUGCCGCCGAGUCUAGGAGGCAAGCAGCAAAAGCAAUAGGGGCUCUUAGCACUCAGGACUCCUAUAAGUCCAUGGGACUAGUUCUUCGGAGAUUGGUCGAUAAGCUUAAUAGUCUUCCUCAGAGUAACGUUGAAACAAGACACGGCUGUUUCCUGGCACUUUCUGCUAUAGUUGAAGCGUUCAAUGACCACCGAGAGACUUUCCAGGAUAUGAAGGACUCCUCUGAGGCAAGAGAUGUUGUACACCAAAUUGGGGAGCUUUGGAGCAUAUUCAACUCUGCAGCUGGUCCUACUAAAAAAGACCUAACACUUCAAAUUUCACGACCGGAGUUGACUGCAGAAGCAGCGUCGUGUCUGAUAUUUUCUCUAUCCCGGUCAGUGUCUCAUGGAACGGCCCUGAAAUGUCCACAGCCGUCUACUGAUUUGCUGGACAAAGCGCUUGAAACGCUUUUGCUUUGCGUUUCGAGAGGUGAAGACAUUUCUAUCGAGACAUCCUCUUCUUCACUAUCUAGUUUAUUUCCCCUUCUAACAUUGACAAAACAGCAUGAAACUAUUCAAGACUGGUUGUCACACAUCCACGCGACUUGGAAGUUACCUACCAGCCGCGGCCAGAUUUCAGUGCUCGGUGCCGUUUUCAAGCAACUUGAUCCCGAGAAUAGUCUGAGGCAAUCCAUCGUAGAAGAAUUACUGCGAUGCGCCGACAAGGAAGAGUUGAUCGAAAAACGUGUAGUAGCGGUGAAAAGCUUGAGUGCGGUAUUGCCGCAUAUAGACGUGACGGAUACCAUCGCCGACCAUAUAACUAGGCUUUUGAAUGAUUACACAACUGAUCGGCGGGGUGAUAUUGGAUCCCUGAUUAGGCUGGAGGCGAUUCAGGCGGCAAAGAUAAUCUUUGAGAAGGACUCGAGUCCUGCAUCUUUCACUCCGCGUAUUCAAACGAUUGUCGGAUGUCUAUGUCGGCUUGCAACUGAAAAGUUGGACAAGGUCCGUCUUCAAGCUUGGCUAUGCCUGCAGAGUUUUUGGGAGACAGCCAAGGAUUUCCCGCCAUUACAGAGACGAUACGAACAUUUCAGUCAUGUUUCUUCAACAGACUAUUUCCUUCAGAUUCUUGAGCUGGACGCCAUUGACUGGCUACGUGUACCGCUACUACAGGGUAUUGCAACUUCCGCUGCUGCAGGAACUGAAAGACUUAUUCGUUCUACUCGUUCGGCUUUGGUGCAAAGGAUCAAAAGCCGUGAGGGAGUACAUCAGCAAGCCGCUGUUGUCUCCGUCAUCAAAGAUCUUUUGAUUAUAUUGAAUGAUAACCUGCUAGUUGAUCGUUAUACCGUGCCAGUUAUGGAGCUCCUGGCCUUUUUAGUGGAUGGAUACAUCUCCUCAAUUCCUGAAAAAUCAAAGCCAAGCAGUUUCCAAAAACUAUUCGUUCUUGUGCAAAAAGCGCAUUUCAAAUCCUCAAAUAUUGCAAGAUUAGAAGCUGCAAUUGGAGUCUAUGCCCCCUUAUCACGACUAGAACCUUUACGGCUUGACGUUCUCAAGAAAAUGACGGGGAUGCUUCUACAUCCUUUUCCAAGAGUUCGAAAUAGCAUUGCCGAGGCAUUGUUCAUGGAGACAGGACUAGACGUGGUCAAGCUUGAGGAUUGGACUAGACCGCCCAAAGAGCUGAAAGGUCUAAAGCCCGUCCUGUCGGAAACCAUGGCUACCAUAUCAGCAACUAUUCCUCCCAGUCCUACAGUCUAUGUUCGUAACCUGGAGGAGCGGAUCAAAGUCGACCAGCUGAAGGUUGCGCUCGAGGAGAUCUUCUCGGAAUAUGGAAACAUCAUUGAGAUCGUUGCGAAGACGAAUUUGAAAGCCAAGGGUCAGGCGUUCAUUGUCUUCGACGAUGUCGAAUCUGCCACUCGUGCUAUUGAUGAAAUUAACGGCUUUGAGCUCUUUGAUAAACCGAUGGUUUUGGACUAUGCGAAGACGAGAAGCGACGCUACUGUUUUGCGCGAGGGUGGAAAUGAUGAGCUGGAGAUACAUAAGAGGCGGCGGUUAGCUGAGAAGGAACGUAAACAAGCUCAUGAGGCACUUGAAGCCCAGAAGAAGCUUAAACGUCCACCUGGUGCCCCCGAUACUGCUCGCCCAGCCAAAACAACCAAAGGAGCCGGUCUCAAGCCUACCAGUGGUGCUGCCGCGGCUGUCAUCCCAGACGAAUACCUGCCUCCAAACAAGAUCCUGUUUUUGCGGGACCUGCCCGACUCAGCCGACCAGGACAGCCUUACAGCCGUGUUUGGCCGUUUCGAGGGGUUUCAGGAGGUGCGUCUCGUGCCCGGUCGCAAAGGGAUUGCCUUUGUCGAAUAUGAGAACGAAUCCGGGGCUAUCAGUGCAAAGGAAGCUACCUCGGGUAUGCCUAUGGGGAGCGAGGGCAAGCCUAUCCGGGUUACCUACCAGAGACAAUGA
Aspergillus tanneri is the source of this 4350-nucleotide messenger RNA. RefSeq lists its product as uncharacterized. Gene Ontology annotation, molecular function: beta-tubulin binding; GTPase activator activity; RNA binding. The record is from RefSeq and is a predicted model, not a curated record. NCBI's taxonomy places the organism in Eukaryota, Fungi, Ascomycota, Eurotiomycetes, Eurotiales, Aspergillaceae. The transcript is spliced from 10 exons. The coding region runs from base 1 to 4350 and encodes 1449 amino acids. Gene Ontology annotation, biological process: post-chaperonin tubulin folding pathway; microtubule cytoskeleton organization; tubulin complex assembly.